AAUAAGAAAGCAGCUCCUCCCGCUUCUUCCGAGCUGCCCGCAGACCGGACCGCAGCAGCGGCGCAGAAAGCACCAAUCAGCGGCGAAACCACGUCCUGGUUUGGAUCUAACUCCCCGUGAGUGGCGGAGACUUUACCCGAAGCACCGACGGCGCUGCCGUGACUCCACCGUACCCCUGUCUCUGAACCGACCGACCGACCGACCGACAUGCUCUUCCCGGGACUCUCCGUGUCUCUGCUGGCCGUGUCCUGCGCUCUGUGGCCGGCUGCGGCGGUCCGGGCUGCGUCCUGCGAGUCGGUGCGGAUCCCGCUGUGCCGGUCCAUGCCGUGGAACAUGACCAAGAUGCCGAACCACCUCCACCACAGCACGCAGGACAACGCGGUGCUGGCCAUCGAGCAGUUUGAAGGGCUGCUGGGUACCGGCUGCAGUCCGGAUUUGCUCUUCUUCCUGUGUGCCAUGUACGCUCCCAUCUGCACCAUCGACUUCCAACACGAGCCCAUCAAACCGUGCAAGGCGGUGUGUGAGCGGGCAAAGAAUGGCUGCGAGCCGGUGAUGAAGCGCUACAACCACAGCUGGCCCGACAGCCUGGCCUGCAGCGAGCUGCCGCUGUAUGACCGCGGAGUCUGCAUCUCACCGGAGGCCAUCGUCAAGGCAGACGGACCAGAUCCAUACUACCAGGACCCAGCCAGGUGUAACCCAGAAUCCAGUCCAGACUUCCUAAUGGACUCCAACAACCUUCACUGCAGAGGACCAAAUGGAGAUCGCUGUAAGUGUAAGAACGUCAAGAUGAAUUUGAAAAACUAUGAGAGGAACAACUACAACUACGUGAUCCGAGCGAGGGUGAGGGAGGUGAGGAACCGCGGCCUGGAGCCCACGGCGGUGGUGGAGGUGAAGGAGGUGUUCAAGUCUUCGCUGGUCAACAUUCCCAAGGAGACGCAGACGCUCUACUACUCGUCCUCCUGCCUGUGUCCUCCACUUGUUCCUGGGGAGGACUUCCUCAUCAUGGGCUACGAGAACGAGGAGACGUCCAGGUUGCUCCUGAUUGACAGCUCCAUUGCUCAAAGGUGAAGGAAAAGAUGGGCAAGAAACUCAAGGUG
Messenger RNA from Etheostoma spectabile (orangethroat darter), 1097 nucleotides. Its product is annotated as secreted frizzled-related protein 3. The coding region runs from base 208 to 1068 and encodes 286 amino acids. The record is from RefSeq and is a predicted model, not a curated record. The transcript has 7 exons. NCBI's taxonomy places the organism in Eukaryota, Metazoa, Chordata, Actinopteri, Perciformes, Percidae. Gene Ontology annotation, cellular component: cytoplasm. Gene Ontology annotation, molecular function: Wnt-protein binding. Gene Ontology annotation, biological process: non-canonical Wnt signaling pathway; canonical Wnt signaling pathway.